AUGGCCAAGUCGCCCGUAGCUGUUCAAAUCAGCGUUAUAGACAAAGAUGAAGAUAUUGUCCAAGGUUUCAAAUGUGCUACGACGACCUUUGGCCACCAGAUUCACGAUGGCAUAUGGACCGUCGCAAAUCCAGGAUGGGAUAGCCCGGACGGAGAGGCACAAUGCGCAGCGCGGUUGGUAAAAAGGUUUAAGGAUAUUACAACGGACAAGAACGGCAACCCAAACACCAUAUUUUUAAAGGCUACAGUACCAUCCACUGGAGAGCCUGUCGGUUUCGCCAUCUGGGUGCAAGCAUCCGUUGUGCCAGGAUGUGGAGAGAAGCCCAUAGAAGAUUUAUCGGCCGGCCAGGACUUGGAGCAGUUGUAUCCUGGAAACAGAGAUGAGCAAUUGUAUCUGGCAGAUUUGGAUCGCUCCCUGCAUCGCCAGAGAUUCGAUGUCGUCAAAGCUAAGGCUACGGAUGCUACUCCGGCCGUGUUUGUCUUGGACCUCUGCUGCGUUCGCCCUGGUUUCCAAGGUCAAGGUAUUGCAAAACACCUUGUUCUCUGGGGCUUAGAAGAGGCCAAAAAGAGGGGAAACCUAGAAGCUAUUACUGAAGCGUCAGCUAUGGGCCGUCACGUUUAUUCCAAACUCGGGUUCGUUCAAGAAGGGCCCGAGAUUACCUACCAAGUUGAUGAUAAGUUUAAAGAAAGAGCCUUGCCAUCCAACAUCUUUAUGCGCACUAGACCGACUAUUGAAUAG
This is a messenger RNA of [Torrubiella] hemipterigena, 738 nucleotides long. Lineage: Eukaryota; Fungi; Ascomycota; Sordariomycetes; Hypocreales; Clavicipitaceae. The record is from the annotation of a GenBank genome assembly.